Neltuma alba is the source of this 1293-nucleotide messenger RNA. RefSeq lists its product as uncharacterized. Bases 529 to 945 code for a protein of 138 amino acids. The record is from RefSeq and is a predicted model, not a curated record. Lineage: Eukaryota; Viridiplantae; Streptophyta; Magnoliopsida; Fabales; Fabaceae. The transcript has a single exon.
AUAUGGGCAUAAUCGACGAUGAACAGACGAUGUUAAGGGAGGUCGGCUUGACCACUGCAGUGAAGUAGGAGUGAGCCGAGGACCCAAAUAAUGUCAUCUAGCGGCGGUUGGAAAACUGACUUGGUACGCUAUCUCCCGUCUCAUCCCACCCAAUGUUCGUUAGUUUAUUAAAACCACAAGUAAUACGCGCAGGUGAUGGGGUCUUGUCGUGAACACAGUCUGAAGCUAAAAAUGGAUGUUUCCAAAUGCAAAGCAAGUACAAAGUAGCGCGUCCCAAUACAUGGAAUGGAUGUGACAGAAUUCGCUAACUUUAAAGCUUCGCUCUGGUUGAAGUAUUAAUUGUGGAGACACACACGGUUUACACACAAAACAAGCACCACCACGCACUCUCCCCCGCUUGUUCGGGCGCACCACGCAUUCCCCUCACUUAUAUAUUCCACCGCUCCAGCCCGCUUUCAUUUCCAUCUUCAUCUCUCCUCACAAUCCUCAUCCAUUCUCUUAUUUGUCAUCUGUAUCUGCUUCGUCAUUAUGCAUACCGAAUUCUCCCUCAGGCACAAAUUGAAAUCUUCUUUCCUCUGCUUCUCCGGCGACCAUCGGCACGACGGUGAUUCCUGCUACAGUACGCUUCAUGCGCCCAAGUCCCCCCCGACGCCUUGCUCGCCCUCGUCUUCUUGCUCCUGGCGUAAGAAAUCCCCCGCCGGCGACUUCUCCGAUCACCACCGUGGGAGGAGUCGCUACCUAUUGUCCAGGAUUGGGUGGAAGCACCACCGGCGCGCCCAAUCUGCGGACUUCAGCUACGACCCGUCCAGUUACGCCCUCAAUUUCGAGGAUGAUAGCCGCAUAGAGGGAGAGGACUUCCCCUUCAGGGGGUUCGCCUCCAGGCUGAAGCAUUCGCCUCCGCAAGUGCUCGUGACCAUGCCCAGAGAGAUUGUUGGGUGUAGCUGAAAUGCGAUUAAUUAAAAAGCUAUUCAAGUAUCAAGUAUGGCAUCAAUUUAGCUGUUCAUUAUGUGUACAGAAUGUGUGGAUUCCAGUUUGUUGUAUGCAAAAUGGUUGCCGGCUUACACAAAGUCAGUGUGCAGUCUGGUAGACUUUUGUUUCUUGGGGAGUUUCGUUUUCAAGUCACCCCCAAAUAUAAUACUGUAACAUAACAAUCAACAGUCUAUUUCCUUGUUGUUCUGAUUCUAAUGUUUGUUUAUGUGCUCAAGAAACUUGGGCCCUUGAAAUCAACAUUUUUUAGUACCGAGUUUUGGCGUUGAAGGGUAAAAGCAAUUUCCCUCUCCCCCUGUUCUCCAA